AUGAUGAGUACUAGGCUACAGACCAUGGAAGCUGAAGGCCUUGUUUCGGAGAGCGCCAAGCCUGUUCACGUAUCACCAUUUGAUGACGAGGAUACGGAAACUGCAGAAGGCGUUAAAGAUACAAAAAGAGGACAAUGGGCACACAAACUGGACUCGCUGCUGUCAAUGAUCGGCUAUUGUGUUGGGUAUGGAAACAUCUGGCGAUUUCCCUACUUUUGCAUGCGAAAUGGUGGAGGAUCUUUCCUCGUGGCUUUUCUAUUUAUCCUGGUUAUAUGCGGACUUCCUACGUUCUUCUUGGACCUAGUGAUGGGUCAAUUCUCUGGGAAGACAACACUUCAUGCGUGGGAAAUAUGUCCUUUACUGCAAGGUAUUGGCGCUGGAGCCCUGAUCGUUCUGUUUGUCAUCAGUACAUACUACAACAUGAUAAUAGCAUGGACGUUGUUUUAUCUUGGGUCCUCCUUCCUGACACCAUUACCAUGGGACAACUGUGACAACAGCUGGAACACAGCCAACUGCAUCAUCAACAAACCGUUACACAAUACCUCUCUGUACAACUAUACUACAAACACUACAGAGCUGACCGAAUCUGUAUACAGAAACAAUGUGACACUUCCUAAGAAAGUGGCGACUUCAACAGAGGAGUUCUGGAGGUAUCGACUCCUAGAUAUAUCUACUGGUAUCGACGCUUUAGGGGAUAUCCCAUGGCAUCUAGCUGUGUGUUUGUUAGCCGCCUGGUUACUAACGUUUGUUAGUUUGAUCCGUGGCAUCAGAUCUUCAGGAAAGGUGGUGUACGUGACUGCUUUGCUGCCUUAUUUCAUUCUCACCAUCAUUUUCAUCAGGACUUUGCUGCUUCCGGGGGCCGCGGAUGGCAUCAUCUUUUUCAUCACCCCAGACAUGAACAAACUUUCAGAGGCUCAGGUAUGGCUGGAGGCGGCUCUGCAAGUCUUCUAUUCUUUGGGGCCUGGCUGGGGACCUUUGAUCACCAUAGCUAGCUACAACGACUUUCAUAACAACUGUUUCAGAGAUUCAAUCCUUAUGGUGUUUAUCUGUGAGGGAACAAGUAUAUACGGAGGGUUAGUCGUAUUUGCUGUUCUUGGAUUCAUGGCACACCAGACAGGAAUGACCAUAUCAGAUGUCGUAACCUCAGGACCAGGUCUUACCUUCAUGACCUACCCAGAGGCUCUGACCUAUUUUCCUCUGCCCAAUUUGUGGACAGUGCUGUUCUUCGUGAUGAUGAUUACUGUUGGUAUGGAUAGUCAGCUUUCCACUGUUGAGAGUUUAAUAUCAGCAGUGAUGGACCAGUUUCCGGCACUUCGUCCAAAGCGAGUCCUGAUCCAAGGUAUUGGAUGCAUACUUUGGUUUCUGUUAGGACUGAUUCUGUGUACACAGGGAGGAAUGUAUGUGUUUCUAGCGAUUGAUUGGUACGUGGCCUUAUCUAUCCCCCUUUUUGCUUUCACCGAGUGUAUCAUUGUCGGGUGGAUUUACGGAGCUGAACGUUUUUCUCGGGAUGUUGAGUUGAUGCUUGGACGUGGAAUUCCUGUCCUGGUACGGAUCUCAAUAUGCUUCAUCGCACCGAGUAUGCUUCUGGUCAUCACCAUUUGCACCCUAACAACAUACAAGGCGCCCACGUAUGGUGCGUACCAGUUUCCUUCCUACAUCACUAUCUACGGUUUCUUUCUUGGAUUUUUGCCAUUGGUACCCGUCGUCUUUAGAGCAAUCACAGCAAUAUGUCAUACCAACGGAGAAACAAUUGCAAAGAGAAUAGUAAAUGCGUGCAAACCAUCAGCGAACUGGAAACCAGCUUCACGUGUACACGCAAAGGACUACACAUAUCAUGAUCUUAGUAAAUAUAAAAGUGUCUACAGCAGAGUGAAGUUGAAUAUCCUUGGACCACGGGGUUGAGACGUUAAUGCAGCACAUUAACAUAUAGAAACAUUACCGUAACAGUUGUCAUAUUGUUAUACCCCUGAGUGACCUAGAUAUGCUAUAUGAACAUCAUUAUUUUCAGAAACUUUUUUAUCCAGAGAUGUCUCGGAUAUGCAUAUAAUCAAAGGAGAU
Messenger RNA from Ylistrum balloti, 2058 nucleotides. Its product is annotated as sodium-dependent proline transporter-like. The coding region runs from base 1 to 1902 and encodes 633 amino acids. The record is from RefSeq and is a predicted model, not a curated record. Gene Ontology annotation, cellular component: membrane. Gene Ontology annotation, biological process: sodium ion transmembrane transport. Lineage: Eukaryota; Metazoa; Mollusca; Bivalvia; Pectinida; Pectinidae. The transcript has 13 exons.